Molecule: messenger RNA, 1659 nt
Organism: Macrosiphum euphorbiae (potato aphid)
Lineage: Eukaryota; Metazoa; Arthropoda; Insecta; Hemiptera; Aphididae
Source: the annotation of a GenBank genome assembly
AUGAUUGAAAACCCACCAGAACGCUGUCUACCAAAGACAACUAUUCCAACGCUGCCUAAGAAGAACAUCAACCCAAUAUACAAACAUGUCAAGAGUCGGUACCUGAAGAAAAGUAGGGUACAGCUACAACACGAUAAAACGAAACAGUGUGAUAUAAUGAAAAGUAAAAGAGGAAAAUCGUCCCUGUCAUUAGAAUCGUUCAGUGACGAAAUGGACACUGAUCGCAACAAAUAUAUUUCACCGGCGGAUAAGUGCUUCAUUGAUCAGUUGGAGAACAAUUUUCAUUCACAAUAUACAAACUUCAUACUGAAUAUGGACAACAGACGACAAAUCCAACAUCAUACGUACAAAUGUGGUCCAUCGAUCCUAUCAGAACCAGAUCUGCUGUUAACAAUUCAUGAUUUGCUGAAAGUAAGCGAAUCGCCGAUUGACAUGUUACAUGCUGUAUUUCUAGUCUGUCAGCAUGAGCAAUCUAACACAACAGAAUGGUUUGACCCACCGGAGUUCAAAUGGUUGUGGGUGGCCGAAGCUAUUUUGAUUACUGCUCUUAUGUUGAACAACCGCGCCUGUGACGGUGUCAAAGAUAACAGGCCGGAAUCUGCAGUGUUCUGGUACGCGGCAGGCGUAUUUUACGGCAAUAGCAAAUGUAUUGAAGAUGCCAUGUAUUACCUAGAGAAGGCUCGAACCAUUGCCGACGGCCCAAACAGACUGAUAUUUCCAUCGGUAACGUCAGACCUACACCACUCAAUGGGAGUUGAUGAAUAUGGAGGGUUUCUUAAAGAGCCAUACAGCGUAUGGACGCUGACAUGUAUGUUCCAAAAACAUCUACUGAGACAAAUCGCUAUCAAUCAAAAGCCGGAGAAGGCGCUGCGUACGUUACAGAACGCUUACAGACUGCUUGAAGCGUCAGGAGAACCAGAAAAUAUUCCACGGAUGAUAAAAGCAGAAAUACAGUUCGAGUUGGGCCUCAAGUACAAAGCAGUCGGUUCAACCAAGCUGGCAGUAAAUGCUUUCUUUGAAUGUGCCAGAGCUGCAGAAAAUAUUCAUCACGAACUAGAUUUAGAGGCGAAGAUUAUGGUAGCAGAAAUGGAUCCUAACCCACCAGGAAACUGGUCUUUAUUGGAAUUAAAAGAAGAAGCGAAAAAAAGGCUGAACAUUCGACUGCUCGUCAAAACGUGUGUGGCGCUAGGGAUUGAAGCCAAGAACAAUGAACGAUUUGAAGAGGGUUUCCAUCACUUUGCAGUGGUCAAAUGGUUGACUAGGGAGACGGGAAAGCAUAAUGCUGAUGCUAUAGAUAUAGAAUUAGCUUUAUUUAACAUGGCCAUUUGUCGGGCGGAAAGGAUGUUUCAAAUGUUUCCCAUAUCGAAGGAAUUUGAACCAAGAUACCUGAUCAAUGAAUUUAACCAGUGGACAGAUGACAAGGAAAAAAAUAUAUACUGUGAAGCUAAAAAGGAAGCCCAGGCAUGGAAAAGUUUAUUUAAAGAAAAACUCAACGAGUCAGGCGACGACGGGGAGAUUUGCGAUGACGACAAGCCUUUGUCGGGCUUGGACGAGCAGUUUUCGGAGCAGCUUUCUAUCGACGAAAGCGACCUGCUUUUGAACCACAAUAGGCAGCGUUUGAAUACGGAUAAGCAUUUUUCGGUCAAUUUCUCAAAUUAA